AUGAUUAAAAUACGAAAUAAUUUAAUAAGUAUUAGAUGCUUAACAUUACGGUCAAUAAAUCCAAAUAUACCAGUAGAAUUCUAUAAGGAUAAACAAACAGUAGGUAAAGAUAGAGCACACGUAGAUGAUCCAGAAUCAAUACAAAAAAUAAUAGAUAAAUUGGAUAUAAAAUUGAAAUAUGGUUCCAAUUUGACAAUUAUAGAUACUAAUCCAGGUAGAGGAAUUUGGUCAACAAUGCUAAAUUAUGAACUAAAACCAAAAAAUCAUUUAUUACUAGAACCAAGUAAGAUAAAUCAAAAAAUGUGGAAAAAAUUAUUAGAAUCUAUAAAUUCAAAUGAAGAAAAUUUCAAUUUAUUAUCCUCUGAUUAUGCUCCUUAUAGUUGGAAAUCAUACAAACUAAUAGAAGAACAAUAUAAUUUCAAUAAACUAGGUUUUGAAAAAGAAAAUGACGAGCUUUUAGUAUUGGGAAAUUGGACUGGGGCCCAAGAUGAACCAACAAUUGCACAAUGGAUAGGUUGUCUUGGUGCUAGAAAUUGGUUAAUCAAAUAUGGAAGAGUAAGGAUUUUGAUGUUUAUGCCUUCCAAAACUGCUGGUAAAUUCCUAAGUGAACCUAAUUUCCAUAGACGUAAUAGAACAUCAAUGAAAAGAGAAUUAUUUACAAAAUCAAGAUUGAUUGCCAUUGGAGAUGAUACUACUGGAUCAGCAACAAACAAAGAUUAUAUAGCUGAGGGCUUUGAUCCAGAAGUUAUGGUUAGAGAUCAGCCUAUUUUAAUACCAGGUAAAGGUAUAUUGAAAAAUCGUUCUAUUUCAUUAGUUGAAUUCAUACCUGGUGAUUAUACAAUCGAUGAUAUACAGCUAAUAGAUAAUAACAUAUUAUCAUUAUUAUAUCUUUCAAAUGCAACUUUGGGUGAAACUAUACCAAAGAUUGGACCAGGUGCAGAGUACUUACUUACGAAAUUACCUCAACAUAUUUUAGAGAAAGAUAGACAUCAAUUCUCUGCUGAAGAUUUAAUCAAAUUUACUAAAGCUGUUGAAGAAUGGCCAUUUAGACCCUCUUUAGAAGAUACUAAUGAUUUAAUAAUACCUAGUGAAUAUUAA
Molecule: messenger RNA, 1098 nt
Organism: Insectozyma verbasci
Lineage: Eukaryota; Fungi; Ascomycota; Pichiomycetes; Serinales; Debaryomycetaceae
Source: the annotation of a GenBank genome assembly